Gopherus evgoodei (Goodes thornscrub tortoise) is the source of this 4260-nucleotide messenger RNA. It is a transcript of the gene HIPK2, whose product is annotated as homeodomain interacting protein kinase 2. The coding region runs from base 439 to 4056 and encodes 1205 amino acids. The record is from RefSeq and is a predicted model, not a curated record. Gene Ontology annotation, cellular component: nucleus; cytoplasm; PML body. The transcript is spliced from 15 exons. Gene Ontology annotation, biological process: peptidyl-serine phosphorylation; smoothened signaling pathway; peptidyl-threonine phosphorylation. Gene Ontology annotation, molecular function: transcription corepressor activity; protein tyrosine kinase activity; transcription coactivator activity. Lineage: Eukaryota; Metazoa; Chordata; Testudines; Testudinidae.
CUGUCUCGCUCUCGCUCUCGUCUCCAAUGCAACUUUUGCAGAAACCCCCAACACACACAGACAUGUUGAGCUGAGAGCUAGGGGGAUCGGCCGAGUCCCCCUUCCCCGACCCUAAGGUCCCAAAUCUGGGGGGGGCUCUAACCACCCCUCUCCUCACCCUUGACCUGUCCACUGUGCAUCGACCCUCCCCACACCACUUCCACUCCCUGCUCCUUUUUUUGUGGUGUUUUUGUUAGAUGGACAGGAUCAAGGUUGGAUUUUUCUGUCUCUCCCCGAUGAAGUGAGGCGGUGAUGCAGGAGGCUGGCAGCUUCGACUAUACGGAGCGACACAGGCUCAAGAUGGCAGAUUUGUAUUGAGUUUGGGGGGCUGAGAUCUCGCUUCAUUUUUUAAAUGUUUUAAGAUUUUUUUUUUGCCAUGAAUAACACAUUCUUGCACCGAUGGCCCCUAUGUACGAAGGUAUGGCCUCGCAUGUGCAAGUUUUCUCCCCUCACACCCUUCAGUCAAGUGCCUUCUGUAGUGUGAAGAAACUGAAAGUGGAACCGAGUUCUAACUGGGAUAUGACUGGGUACGGCACACAUAGCAAAGUCUACAGCCAGACCAAGAACGUGCAGUCCUCUCAAGCUGCAGCAGCAGCAGUCAACGCCUCCCUCCAGAUUCCCAACCCAAGUAUCCCUUACGAACAGACCAUCAUCUUUCCAGCAAGCACGGGGCACAUCGUGGUGACAUCUGCCAGCAGCACUUCCGGUGUCGUUGCAGUGUCUGGGCAAGCAUUGGGCGGACCUCACAACCUGAUGCGUCGAAGCACUGUGAGUCUUUUGGACACCUACCAAAAAUGUGGACUUAAGCGCAAGAGCGAGGAAAUUGAGAACACAAGCAGUGUGCAGAUAAUUGAAGAGCAUCCACCAAUGAUUCAGAACAAUGCCAGUGGGGCCACGGUAGCCACUGCCACCACAUCCACUGCCACAUCCAAAAACAGUGGCUCCAACAGUGAAGGGGAUUACCAGCUGGUACAACAUGAAGUGCUGUGUUCCAUGACCAACACGUAUGAAGUAUUAGAAUUUCUUGGCCGGGGAACCUUUGGACAAGUGGUCAAAUGCUGGAAACGUGGCACUAACGAGAUUGUAGCUAUCAAAAUCCUUAAGAACCAUCCUUCCUAUGCCCGACAAGGUCAGAUUGAAGUGAGCAUCCUGGCUCGGUUGAGUACAGAAAGUGCAGAUGACUACAACUUUGUCCGAGCCUAUGAGUGCUUCCAGCACAAAAAUCACACUUGCUUGGUCUUUGAAAUGUUGGAGCAGAACCUCUAUGAUUUUCUAAAGCAAAACAAAUUCAGCCCUUUGCCCCUUAAGUAUAUCCGGCCAAUCCUCCAGCAGGUAGCAACAGCCCUAAUGAAGCUGAAAAGCUUGGGACUGAUUCAUGCAGAUCUCAAGCCAGAGAAUAUCAUGUUGGUAGACCCAUCCCGACAACCAUACAGGGUCAAGGUCAUAGACUUUGGUUCAGCUAGCCACGUGUCUAAGGCUGUGUGUUCAACCUACCUUCAAUCCAGAUAUUACAGAGCCCCUGAAAUCAUCCUUGGUUUACCAUUCUGUGAAGCAAUCGACAUGUGGUCCCUGGGAUGUGUUAUUGCAGAGCUGUUCUUGGGCUGGCCUUUAUACCCGGGAGCGUCAGAGUACGAUCAGAUUCGCUAUAUUUCACAGACACAGGGCUUACCAGCAGAGUAUUUGUUAAGUUCAGGGACAAAGACGACAAGAUUUUUCAACAGGGAUACAGACUCACCGUAUCCAUUGUGGAGGCUAAAGACACCAGAUGAUCAUGAGGCAGAGACGGGGAUUAAGUCGAAGGAAGCAAGGAAGUACAUUUUCAACUGUUUGGAUGAUAUGGCACAGGUGAAUAUGACAACGGAUUUAGAAGGAAGCGAUAUGUUGGUGGAAAAGGCAGACCGGCGGGAGUUUAUAGAUCUGUUAAAGAAGAUGUUGACUAUAGAUGCGGAUAAGAGGAUAACUCCGAUUGAAACUCUGAACCACCCCUUUGUCACCAUGACGCACUUGCUUGAUUUCCCCCAUAGCACACAUGUCAAGUCCUGUUUCCAGAACAUGGAGAUUUGCAAGCGGCGGGUGAAUAUGUAUGACACAGUAAACCAGAGCAAGACACCAUUCAUCACUCAUGUGGCCCCGAGCACAUCAACCAACCUGACCAUGACCUUUAACAACCAGCUGAACAGUGUCCACAACCAGGCCACCAACCUGGCUCCCACCUCCACCAGUGCCACUAUUUCCUUAGCCAACCCUGAAGUCUCCAUACUAAACUACCAAUCUGCACUCUACCAGCCUUCAGCAGCAUCCAUGGCUGCAAUGGCCCAGCGGAGCAUGCCCCUGCAGACGGGAACGGCGCAGAUCUGUGCCCGGCCUGACCCCUUCCAGCAAGCCCUCAUUGUAUGCCCUCCAGGUUUCCAAGGGUUACAAGCCUCCCCUUCAAAGCAUGCUGGCUAUUCUGUACGGAUGGAGAAUGCUGUUCCCAUUGUCACUCAGGCUCCCGGGGCCCAGCCUCUGCAGAUCCAGCCAGGUCUCCUCGCACAGCAGGCCUGGCCUAGUGGGACCCAGCAGAUCCUGCUUCCUCCAGCCUGGCAGCAACUGACUGGAGUAGCCACCCACACCUCAGUCCAGCAUGCAACUGUCAUACCAGAGACCAUGGCAGGGACCCAGCCGCUGGCAGAAUGGAGAAACACACAUGCACACGGCAGCCAUUAUAAUCCCAUCAUGCAACAGCCUGCGCUUUUAGCUAGUCACGUGACUCUUCCCGCAGCUCAGCCCUUGAAUGUGGGUGUGGCUCAUGUCAUGAGGCAACAGCCAACCAGCACCACUUCCUCCAGGAAGAACAAGCAGCACCAGUCGUCUACGAGAAACGUGUCUACAUAUGAGGUUUCAUCCUCUCAGGCCAUCAGCUCCCCUCAGCGAUCGAAACGCGUGAAGGAGAAUACCCCCCCUCGCUGUGCCAUGGUGCACAACAGCCCUGCCUGCAGCACUUCUGUCACAUGUGGGUGGGGAGACAUGGCUUCCAGCACCACGCGGGAGCGGCAGCGGCAGACGAUAAUCAUUCCCGACACACCCAGCCCUGCAGUCAGUGUCAUCACUAUCAGCAGUGACACAGAUGAAGAAGAAGAACAGAAACAUGCACCCACCAGCACCCUGUCCAAGCAAAGAAAAAACGUCAUCAGCUGUGUCACAGUGCACGAUUCGCCCUACUCUGAUUCCUCCAGCAACAACAGCCCCUAUUCAGUGCAACACCGUGGGCCGCACAAUAAUGGGAACACCUAUGAUACAAAAGGGGUACCAGAGACCCACUGCAGCGGAAACCCCCGAACUAUAAUCGUGCCACCACUGAAAACCCAAGCCAGUGAGGUGUUGGUAGAAUGCGAUAGCCUGGUACCAGUUACCACCAGUCAUCACUCAUCCUCCUACAAGUCCAAGUCCUCCAACAUCGUGACCUCCACCAGUGGUCACUCUUCAGGGAGCUCGUCUGGAGCCAUUGCCUAUAGGCAGCAGCGGCCAGGACCACAUUUCCAGCAGCAGCAGCCUCUUAAUCUCAGCCAGGCCCAGCAGCACAUCACGACUGAUCGCACAGGGAGUCACCGGCGACAGCAAGCCUACAUCACUCCAACAAUAGCUCAGGCUCCGUACUCCUUCCCACACAAUAGUCCCAGCCAUGGUACGGUCCACCCCCACCUGGCUGCGGCAGCAGCGGCUCACCUCCCCACCCAGCCCCACCUCUACACAUACACCGCUCCCGCUGCUCUGGGCUCCACAGGCACCGUUGCUCACCUGGUGGCCUCCCAAGGGUCUGCUCGUCAUGCUGUGCAACACACCACUUACCCAGCCAGCAUUGUCCACCAGGUUCCUGUCAGCAUGGGCCCUCGGGUUCUGCCAUCACCCACCAUCCACCCAAGUCAGUACCAGGCUCAGUUUGCCCAUCAGACCUAUAUCAGUGCUUCACCCGCUUCCACAGUCUACACUGGAUACCCGCUGAGCCCCGCCAAGGUCAACCAGUACCCGUACAUCUAAACACUGGAAUGAGAGAGAAACCUGCAAAGAGGGAGUGAGGUGGCUGUUUUUAUAUUGAAGAACAUGACAAACAAUGCAAUGGGAGGCUCACUUGAAACUUGAACGAAGGAGAUUUUAAGAGGGAAAUGAGAAAGGAAAGAAGGAAAGAACUAAUUCUACACUUUUUAUUUAAAAAAAAAGAAAAAGGAAAAAAAAAGUGAGAAA